Thlaspi arvense is the source of this 378-nucleotide messenger RNA. Lineage: Eukaryota; Viridiplantae; Streptophyta; Magnoliopsida; Brassicales; Brassicaceae. The record is from the annotation of a GenBank genome assembly.
AUGUUGACAACCGAUGCCCACUUAUAUUUGGGCUUAACAUCUUCAUGGCCCAGUGGCCAAUUAUCAUUAGUUAACAUAAAACAUCACGUGCCUUCUCCUGUGUCUUCCUUCUUCUUUGCAUUCCGAACGGGUUCUUCCUUAUGUUAUCUUCUUCUUCACGCUCCGAACGGGUUCUUCCUUCUGUUAUCUUCUUCUUCACAUCCUGAACAGGGAUUAAAAAAAAUUGAAGGAUCUAGGCACCGCUUCGAAUUUGGACACAAGAAAUAUUUUGUGAGAGGUCGACAUGAUCUUUUGUUGAAGAUGCAGCUCAGUACUUUGUACGAGCGAGCGCGUAAAUUUAAGGCAGACAAGUUAGCCGAUGACUUGAAUAAAUUACGA